AAUGCUUGCUCUUGACUCGGUGCUGGUCAACAACAGCUGCUUUACCAGAAACCAGGAGGCGUCAAAGUUGGCGAUGUGACAAUACGCGACCCGACCUGUGAGAUCUUUAAUCGUGUGAGUGAGUGAGUGAGUGAGUGGGUGUGUGUGUGUGUGCGUGUGUGCUGCUCGUCCAUGGUGCAGCUGUGAGCUGCGGCAGCCUCUGAAAGGAGCACCAUGGCAAUGUGGAUCCAGGCCCAGCAGCUCCAGGGUGAGGCGUCUCACCAAAUGCAGGCGCUGUAUGGCCAGCACUUUCCCAUCGAGGUGCGGCACUACCUGGCCCAGUGGAUUGAGACCCAGCUGUGGGAUUCUGUGGAGUUGGACAACCCAGCGGAGGAGGCCAAAGCCAAGCGCCUGCUGGACAACUUGGUGGCCGAGCUUCAGAGGAGAGCUCAACUUCAGGGAGGAGAGGACGGCUUUCUUCUCAAGAUCAAGCUGGGCCACUGUGCCAACCAGCUCAAGAGCACUUAUGACCGCUGUCCUUUGGAGCUGGUGCGCUGCAUUAAACACAUCCUGCACUCAGAGCAGAGGCUGGUUCAAGAAGCUACAAAUGCCAGCUCUGAGGCUGGCGGCCAGGCAAUGGACAGCCUGUCACAGCGGCACCAACAGAUCAACCAGGCUUUUGAGGAACUUCGUUUGGCAACACAGGAGACUGAGAACGAACUGAGAAAGCUGCAGCACAGCCAGGAGUACUUCAUCAUCCAGUACCAGGAGAACCUUCGUAUCCAGGCACAGCUCAGCAACUUGUCUUCACUGCCUCCAGCCGAGCGCACCCAGCGAGAGACCACCCUACAGAGCAAGAGGGCCACUGUGGAGGCCUGGCUCACCAGAGAGGCCACCACACUACAGAAAUACAGGCUUGACCUGUCAGAGCAACACCAGAAGACCCUGGGCCUGUUGAGGAAGCAGCAAACUUUAAUCCUUGAUGAGGAACUCAUCCAGUGGAAGAGGAGGCAGCAGCUGGCUGGCAACGGGGGUCCUCAUGAGGGGGGACUGGAUGUCCUUCAGUCCUGGUGUGAGAAGCUGGCUGACCUGAUCUGGCAGAACCGGCAGCAGAUCCGGCGCUGUGAGCAUCUAACCCAACAGCUCCCCCUGCCAGGCCCCAUGGAAGAGCUGCUGAGCAAGCUCAAUAGUGACAUCACUGAUAUCAUCUCCGCCCUGGUUACCAGCACCUUCAUCAUUGAAAAGCAGCCACCCCAGGUGUUAAAGACUCAGACCAAGUUUGCAGCCACUGUGCGCCUCCUGGUGGGCGGAAAACUGAACGUCCACAUGAACCCACCACAGGUCAAGGCUGUUAUUGUCAGUGAGCAGCAGGCCAAAGCUCUGCUGAAGAAUGAGAGCACACACAGUGAAAGCAGUGGAGAAAUCCUCAACAACAACUGUGUGAUGGAAUAUCACCAGGCCACUGGCACCCUCAGUGCACACUUCAGAAACAUGUCACUGAAACGGAUCAAGCGCUCUGACCGUCGAGGUGCAGAGUCAGUGACGGAGGAGAAGUUCACAGUUCUGUUUGAAUCACAGUUCAGUGUCGGGGGAAACGAACUCGUCUUCCAUGUCAAAACCUUAUCACUGCCUGUGGUAGUGAUCGUCCACGGCAGUCAGGACAACAAUGCUACAGCAACAGUCCUGUGGGACAAUGCCUUUGCUGAGCCGGGCAGGGUGCCAUUCAUCGUGCCAGAAAAGGUGCUGUGGCCCCAGCUGUGCGAGGCCCUGGAUAUGAAGUACAAGGCGGAAAUGCACAGCGGGCGUGGCCUGUCAGAGGAUAACCUGGUCUUCCUGGCACAAAAGGCUUUUUCAAGCAGCAGCAACAACCCUGAGGACUACAGCAAGAUGACCAUCUCUUGGGCCCAGUUCAAUCGGGAGAGCUUACCUGGACGCAACUUCACCUUCUGGCAGUGGUUUGAUGGAGUUGUAGAGCUCAUGAAGAAACAUCUCAAGCCUCACUGGAAUGAUGGUGCCAUCCUAGGCUUUGUAAACAAGCAGCAGGCACAGGACAUGUUGUUGUCCAAACCCAACGGCACCUUCCUGCUGCGAUUCAGUGACUCUGAGAUCGGAGGCAUCACCAUCGCCUGGGUGGCUGAGAAUCCCAACAAAUCAGGGGAGAGGUUGGUCUGGAAUCUGUUACCUUACACAACCAAGGACUUCUCCAUUCGUUCCCUGGCUGAUCGCAUCAGUGACCUGAACCACCUUCUGUAUCUCUACCCUGACCAGCCCAAAGAUGAGGUUUUUGCCAAGUACUACACCCCUCCACUCUCAAAAGCAGUAGACGGAUAUGUAAAACCACAGAUCAAACAAGUUGUCCCAGAAUUUACCACCCCAAACCCUGAACCCAGCGGAGCAACUCCUUCAUUCAUGGAUCAGACAGCUUCUCCCUCUGUGACCCACCCCAACAACUUCAGUGUUUACCCUCCUAUUAGUGACACCAUGUUGGAUGCAGAUGGAGACUUUGACCUGGAGGACACGAUGGACGUGGCCCGUCAUGUAGAGGAACUGCUCCGCAGGCCCAUGGCCAACCAGUGGAGCAGCCAGCAGUCCUGAACCUGAAACCUGAUACUGCUGCACACCUUCAGGUCUACUUAAUCUUAUGCAGUCCUUUAAUUCUCUCCGAACUGCAGCCACAUUAAGAGAUGUCCUGGGUUCAUUUGUCCCUCUGACAGAUCAACAUUACAAUUCACAUUCAUCAUGUUUCUGCUGCCCGCAGAAGAUAAGAAAUGUUUUUUCUAAUCAAUAUUGUCUCAGUGGAGAUGGUAAACCAUGUUUUCAAGAGUCAGCUUUAUUGGCAUUGGACAGAGGACAGGGCCUGGUGUUCUCUCCGCCCAUCAUAGUUUCUCAGGACGGUCAUGAAGACCUGGGUUGGGUCAAUGGGAUUUUUAUACACUCAGUUAACAUGGGUUAAUGUGACUGAAUGCAGAAAAACCGACUCUCUUCUCUCUUUGUCAAUAAUUAAUAAUAGUUGUAUACUUAUUACUAUCUAUCUAGUAGUAAGUCCAUAAAAAAGUGAGACUAUGUAACUUUAGCUGAACAUCAGCCACUGUGAACACCAGCAGUAUUUACAGGAUGAUGGGAAAUUUUAUUUCCCCCUAUUUUUCAAAGUUUAUCUUUAAUCAUUUGCUUUAGAGCCACUUAGCAAAACAAGUCUAAAUCAACAACCAUGCCUCCCAUGUAGGGGCAUUGCAGUUACCGCUGUGUCAUUGGCUUUAGACAGGUUUAAACCUGUCAUGCUGGAAACUAAAUCAAGUAGUGUCCUGGGAAGCUGCAGUUUCAACUUCACCUGUGGUUCAGUGUGAGCCCAGAAGCUGUGUCCUGUAGAAGAAACCAUCUGAACAACAUGAGGUUUUACACAAACAUGGUUCAACGUCUGGUUUGAAGUUGGAACCUGGUAGAACUUAAGUUUCUGUCAUUGAGCUGAGAGUAAUCACUGGUCAUGUUUCCAGUUGCAGUUGGGAUCUCUGGUUCCUUCACUUGCUUAUCUUACUAUUUGCUUGUUCUAUGGUUUAUGAUCAAUUUAAACACCAACCAACGCCAUUGCUUAUGUAGACUGGCCAGCGGUCACAGAGAUAGAUGAAAGCUCAGAUAUUCUUUCUCCAGUAAUAGAGAUUAAAGUACAAAAAUAAUAAACAAUCAAAUAAGACAACUGUCAGCAACAUCAUCAUUUUGUAGUAUUUAAUAGUGAAUGUUAAGUAGUGAUUAUAUAUUGAAUUUGACUCAGCAAUCAGAUUCAACCCAGAAAGUCCCUGUUUAGCUAAACCAGAUCAAACCCUUAGCUGCGCUAUUCAGAUGCUUACUGACACAGCUUCAGUCUCUGUGUAUUAACAGUUGUCUGUAACAUACUAAAACAAAACAGUAAAUGCUUAACAGUAGUUCCAGUUGUAAAACGUCAUACAUAAGUUUCAAGACUUUUGAAUUACCCUCUCUAAUUCGAUGUAUGUAUAAAUAUAUGUUGUCAGAAUGGAACCUUCGGUGUAUAUAAUAUGCCAUGAUACUUUUUGUCUGCCUGGAUAAUCGGAGAGCAGAUCAGGACUGAAAAUAACAGUUUUAUUAUCUUAUAAAUGUUUUCAUCAUCUAUUAAUUCAAUUAAUUGUUUUGUCCACAAAGUGUAUAAACAUUUUGAAAAAAAUCUCAAUUAUUUACCCUCAGACAUCCAAAGCUAAAAGUUAUAUCUUUGAAUUGUUCAGUUUUUCUGACCACUUGUCCACAAUUCAAAAACAUUCAGUUUACUGUAAUAUACAUCCCCACAUGUGAGAGGAUGACACCAAUUUUAUUUGCAUUGCGUCACUCAUUUUUGCAAGGAAAGGGCCAUUAAUUGAUCAUCAGAACUCUUACUAAUUGAUCCUUAGUAGAUCAGAUACAUAACCAUCACAGUUCUGAUCAUGUGUGCAGCUUUGCUUCUGAAACCAGAGAAAGAAUUAUCCCACCCACCUCAGCUGCAGUUUGUCCAUUCUGCUCAUUAUGAUGAUGAUGAUGAUGAUGAUGGUAAUCUUUUUCUAGCUUCUCCGUUAUCCUGAAAUAACCUUCAGUAAACGUUUCUGUGGAAAUUCACUGCUCCGUAGAUCUCUCCGUGCCUUUUGAAUUGGUAAGGACAGCACUGUCCAUCAGAACAUUUGAAAGCCAUUGUCCAUAACACUGUACUACUACCAGCAUCCAGGGAAAAUCUCUCAUAGAACACAACUCACCCAUAAUGAAGUUAACACAGCAAACCUCAGGAAAGUCACUGUGGGGGGAAAAAGGCAGUUGUGUCCAAAUCAACGAAAUGAUUUGAGUGUAUAUGGGGACACUAUGUAACUCGUGUGCUGCCUUUACCUCUUACGCUUAUUGUGAAAUAAAAGCUGAAACACAAAACGUUUUAUUUUUACUAAUGCAGUAGUAGUUCCCCUUUUGUCCUUGAAUCAACCAAAUAUGUGUAUCCAGCUCACUGCUGCUGUGUUGUCCGCUGGCUUCUGUAUAAUCUGCCUCAUGUACUUCCACAUUGUGCUACACUUUGCCGGAAGUUUGGUGUUUGGAUUUGACUUGGAAAUAAAACACAUUUUUUAAUUAA
Messenger RNA from Pleuronectes platessa (European plaice), 5071 nucleotides. RefSeq names its product signal transducer and activator of transcription 5B. Lineage: Eukaryota; Metazoa; Chordata; Actinopteri; Pleuronectiformes; Pleuronectidae. The transcript is spliced from 19 exons. Gene Ontology annotation, biological process: growth hormone receptor signaling pathway via JAK-STAT; defense response; regulation of cell population proliferation. The coding region runs from base 214 to 2574 and encodes 786 amino acids. Gene Ontology annotation, molecular function: DNA-binding transcription factor activity, RNA polymerase II-specific; RNA polymerase II cis-regulatory region sequence-specific DNA binding. The record is from RefSeq and is a predicted model, not a curated record.